AUGAUUCUCCAGUUCGUCACCGUGGCAUCUGCGCUUGCGCUGGCGCCUACCGCUGUUGUUGCUAAGCAGGCCGCCGCUGCCUUCGUCACAGUCAACACGCUCGACACUUGCCCUAAAGGUGUGGCCCAGGAAAUCCUUAAGCCGGGACCGAAGGUAGUUACCACGCCCUACACGUGCGAACAAAUCAAGAUCAGUCAUGGCCUGGACGUGUCCUACUACAGCUUCGACGUUGAGCCCCUCACCAAGGACACCGUUACUUCCUGCAGGGCUGUCAAGGUCUUCGACAACACAGCUUGCCAGGGCUUCCCUACUCUAUGGAUUCCUUUCGAUAGCCCACUCGAGGACCGGUGCAUCCCUGAACGCGUCUUCAGCGACGAAGUGAAAGCCAUCUCGGUUCAGCUCGAUUGCGAGGACCCCCCUGCCAAGAAGGAGUUACCCGGCCCUAAGCAGGUGGCUGAACAACUUGCCGAGCAGGUACAGCAGGCACAGCAGGCAGAGCACGCUCCUAAGCAGGAGGCUCAUCAAGGUUCCAAGCAGGAAGAGGCUGCUCCUAAGCAGGAAGAAGCUGCUCCUAAGCAGGAGCAGGAGCGCGAGCAAGGUUCUGAGCAGGAAGAGCAAGACGAGCAAGAUCCUGAGGCAGCGCCCGAGAGAAAGGCCGCAAACCCUGCUGACAGUCUCGGCCUCGCUGAACUCACAAAAAUGCUCGGUUUCCGGUGA
Molecule: messenger RNA, 717 nt
Organism: Aspergillus lentulus
Lineage: Eukaryota; Fungi; Ascomycota; Eurotiomycetes; Eurotiales; Aspergillaceae
Source: RefSeq, a predicted model, not a curated record